Linum trigynum is the source of this 4122-nucleotide messenger RNA. NCBI's taxonomy places the organism in Eukaryota, Viridiplantae, Streptophyta, Magnoliopsida, Malpighiales, Linaceae. The record is from the annotation of a GenBank genome assembly.
AAACACCCCAAAUUUCUGUCUUCCUUUGCGUUGUAUAAGUCUCUUAAUUCUCCUGAUAUAGUUUGCAUCCUAGAACCUAGGAUCAGUGGGAAUGAUGCCAAAGAUGUCAUCAAGUCCAUGGGCUACGACUCUUGUGAGGUGUCUGAUGCUGUUGGGUUUAGUGGAGGUAUUUGGGUUGUGUGGAACAGUAAGAACUUGAACCUUGAGCUGGUUGUUAAGCAUAGACAGUUUAUUCACUUAAAGUGUGUGAUGGGAAACAUAAUUAGGUUCUUCAUAACUGUCGUCUAUGCAAGCCCUAAUGAACACGAAAGGGGGGUGUUAUGGGAAGGAAUCAGGUGCAUAGAGAAACAAAUUGCAAAGCCUUGGCUCUUAACAGGUGACUUCAAUUCAAUCUUGAAGCCUUCCGAGAAGCAAGGUGGCGCCGUUUUUAACAUUGCCAAGACAAGAGCUUUCAAGGACUGUAUCGAGGAUUGUGGACUACUCGACUUGGGGUUCACAGGACCUAGAUUUACGUGGUUCACAAGUAAAUCCCAAAUUAAGGAGAGACUUGACAGAAGCCUCUGCAACAUUGAGUGGCAUAAUGAGUUCCAGUCCUCUUAUGUGAUCCAUCUUCCCAAGAUCAAGUCUGACCACAGACCUAUUCUGACCUGCAGUUCCAUGGAUGCAGGAAGAAAAAAACCGGUGAGGAGAUUCCAAUUUCUUGCACCUUGGUUAACACAUGAUGAUUUCUUUCCUUUCCUGCUCUUUGCUUGGAAGAAGGAAUUUGAUUUCAAUUCUGCAUUGCAGGGUCUUACUGAAGAUCUCAAAGAGUGGAAUCAUAAAGUUUUUGGAAACAUCUUCAGAAGGAAAAGGGAACUGGUUAACAGUCUUCAGUCAUUGGAGCUGCACAACGGAAGGAAUUCCACUAGGAGCUCAAUUGCCAAAGAACAGGAGAUAAGGGAGGAACUGGAAAGUACACUCUGGCAAGAGGAACUUCUUUGGAUCCAGAAAUCUAGAGCUAACUGGGUGGUUUAUGGAGAUCUCAACACCAAUUAUUUCCACAAUUCUACCCUGAGCAGAAGGAAGCAUAACAGAAUUCUCAGCCUCAAGGACGACAAUGGGCAAUGGUUGAGUGACCCAGAAGCUUUGUUGUUGAUGGCACGUGACCACUUUGUCAACAUUUACACAAGAGAAGACAGAUCAGAGGCACUUGCCCUGCCAGCUGACUUCCCUCAGAUUGAUUCCUCUCGACUGAGAAACCUGUGUACCAUGCCCAGUGUAGAUGACAUAAAGAGUAUUGUUAUGGACAUGAAUGGUCUCAAAGCACCUGGGAAAGAUGGCUAUCAAGCUAUCUUUUAUCAGAAAUGUUGGAACCAUAUUGGAAAUGACUUCUCACUGUUUGUUCAAUCUUGUUUCAGGGAUCCCAGUAGAAUCCAGUUGGUAAAUGAAACUCUUUUGGCUUUGAUCCCUAAAGUUGAAGGGCCUUGGUCAAUGAAUCAGUUCAGACCAAUUAGCCUUUGCAACGUGGGAUACAAGGUGGUGGCCAAGAGGGUUGCAAACAAAUUAAAGUCCCUGAUGCCUGAUCUUGUCCAUCCAAACCAAUCAAGCUUUGUGCCUAAACGUCACAUUACUGAUAAUAUCAUUAUUUUGCAGGAAACAGUUCACUCUUUGUCAAAGAAAUCAGGUAGGAAAGGAAACAUGAUCCUGAAGGUGGACCUAGCCAAAGCCUACGAUAGAAUUGAUUGGAACUUUUUGGAAGAAACCCUCAAGGAAGCUCACCUUCCUGAUGACUGCAUCCGGCUGGUUAUGGAAUGUGUCACCACCACCAGAUUUCAGGUCCUCUGGAAUGGUGAAGAGACUGAGAGUUUCAAGCCAACAAGGGGACUUAGACAGGGCUGCCCCCUGUCUCCCUACCUGUUCACACUCUGCAUUGAGAGACUCAGCCACUGCAUCAUCAGUGAGGUAAAGAAUGGGAACUGGAAACCUAUUAAGCUUUCUGUUGCUGGUCCAGCCCUUUCCCAUCUUUUUUUUGCUGACGACUUAGUGUUAUUUGCUGAAGCUAAUGGUAAACAUGCUGAUGUGGUUAUGUCGUGUAUGGAAAGAUUCUGUUUGGCCUCUGGGGAACUCAUUAGUAAGGAAAAAUCCAGGGUGUUCUUCUCUAAGAACACUACCAAAGCUACUAGGAUUGAGGUGUGCUCUAGACUUGGUAUUCAGGAAACCUAUGACCUUGGGAGAUACCUGGGGAUGCCAGUGAUCCAUGGCAGAAUGACCAGGAAUACUUACAGGUUUGUUUUGGAAAAGUUGGAUGGCAAACUUACAGCAUGGAAAGCCAAAACGCUAUCACUUGCUGGUAGAGUUACACUAGCUUUGGCUGUCCUGAAUGCCAUUCCUAACUUUGCUAUGCAAACUUCCCCCCUUCCUCUCUCUGUCUGUGAUGAAAUUGACAAAAAGAUUAGGAGGUUCGUUUGGGGAGGGCAGGAGGGUAAAAGAAAGACCCACCUGGUCUCUUGGAACACUAUUUGUAAGCCUAAGAGCCAAGGUGGUCUGGGCCUCAGAUCUGCCAGAAACUUGAACAUGGCAUACAUGAUCAAGUUGGCUUGGCAGAUGCUUAACAACGAUUCUGAGCUUUGGGUGCAGGUCCUACAAGGGAAGUAUUUUAAGCAUAAAGAUGGUGUCAUUACCUCUAUGAAGAAGAGUAAUCAUUCAAACUUGUGGAAGGCGAUUGUCAAAGCAAUGCCUCUGAUGAAAAGCGGCUGUUGCUGGAGCAUCAGGAAUGGGGAGUCUACAAGUUUUUGGUCUCAUCCAUGGAUUGACUGUGAUCUCAAACUUGAAGAUUUCCUCCUUGACGACCUGACACCCACUAAAAGAAACUCACCAGUGGCAGCAUGGGCUACUGAAGAAGGUGAGUGGGACUGGAACCGACUCAAACCACUCCUCCCUGAUGACAUUCUUAAUCUGAUUGCAGGCAUGGAAGUUCCGAAUGCACAGCUUGGCGAGGACAAAACCAUAUGGGCAAUGGAACGUGAUGGGAGGUUUAGACUCAAAUCGGCCUAUGCACUUGCUGCAGGGUUGGAUGAGGCUGAUGAUGAUCAAAGCUGGACUAAACUAUGGAAAUGGAAGGGACCAAACAGAGUUAAGCAUUUUUUGUGGCUGGUGAUGCACGAUCGCUUAAUGACUAACAAGGAGAGAGCGAAGAGAAAACUCACAGACAACCAAAACUGCAGCCAAUGCAAAGAUGUGGAGGAGUCGAUCGAGCAUAUUCUACAGCAAUGUCCAUCUGCAAAACUUAUAUGGAUAAAGUUCAAAGACAAGCUAAAGGUCAACAGAACUGGUAUGGACUUCAAAGAGUGGAUGAUGAAGAACCUCUCAGAUGAGCAAAGUGGGAUAGAUUUUGGAAUUGUGUGCUGGAAUAUCUGGAAGCAGCGGAAUGAGCAUGCCAUGGAAGGAAAGGCUUUCAACCUGCAGAGUCUUACCUGCAGAAUUCAGGCAUGGUUCAAUAUUGUGAAGCAGGCUAAGCUUUUGGUCAGGAAAACUUCAACUGCAGGCGGCCCCUCUACCUGUAAGAAACAUGUGUCCUGGAAACCACCACGGGAAGGGUGGAUUCAGCUCCAAACAGACGGGUCGUUCUACUCGUCCACGGGCAGUGCUGCUGCAGGGGGCCUGCUUCGUGAUCACCUUGGAAGAUGCAGUAAAGCAUUUGUGUGCAACUUGGGCACCUGUUCGAUUACUUGCGCUGAACUGAAAGCGGCUGCAGUGGGUCUCAAGAUUGCGUGGGAUGAGGGGCAUAAGAAGGUGGAGUUGAACCUUGACUCGGAAACUGCCAUUGCAAUCAUCAAGAAUUCUGUUGAUGAUGAUCACAGACACGGACUACUUGCAGCAACUAUUAACAAACUUUUGAGCCUCGAGUGGGAGGUGAAGAUUACCCAUGUUUUUAGAGAAAUGAAUAGUGCAGCUGACUAUCUUGCAAAUGUCGGUCACUGUUAUUCUUUUGGUACACAUUCAUUCGAUGUGUACGAAGUCGGUCUUAGACACUGGCUCUUUCAUGAUGUAAUGGGGAUUUCCCAGGACCGUGUUAUUACAGUAAUGAAUUAGACGCACUAGCGUCACUCUUUCUACCAAAAAAAAGAAAAGGGGAGAAACCGA